CACAUCUCUCUCUUAGUAUAUUCAUUAUAUUUUUUGUUUAGCCACUCUCUUCUCAUAUACAAAUGUCUACCGAGGGCAAUACUGUUGUUAUAAUUCAUUGGAAUGGCUCUACAUACAUCUCAAAAAAUAUGAUGAAAUAGAGUACUCCAUACCUCCUAGAGCGGUACUAUUCAUUAGUGGAGAGAUGGAGGCCGAAGACACAUAUUUCCCAUCUUCCAUUCGGUGAGGUCGACAUUCGUCUACAAGAUGUGUUGAUCAUCCUUGGUUUGCCCAUUCGGGGUAUGCCCCUCAGUGGUCCAAUCAUUAAGAGUAAGGCUAAGUGGAUCGACCUGUGCACGCAGUCGUGUGGUUUCACUCCUCUAGAGACUGAUAUACGCACGAGUGAUAUCACCAUGAGUGUUGUUACCCGUCACCCGAUCAUACCUGACAGUACAGACGAAGAGGUCACCCAACACACCAGGACCCUAAUAUGGCAAUUGCUUAGAGGGUUUUUGUUCACUGACACAAGUGGGACAAGAAUAAGAUUGUACUUUUUGGAGGUCUUGGAUUGUGACUUGGCUUUAGCCCGUCGAUGGAGUUGGGGAUCAGUGGUUCUCGGGUACCUCUACCAUAACUUGUGCAAUGGUGCCAAGUGGGAAAUCAAAAAAGUUGGCGGUUGUAUGCACUUGUUACAGAUUUGGGCUUGGUCGAGGAUUUCGAUGGUCCGUCUCUCAGUACUUCAGGUCAUUCAACACGACCAUCUUCCAUAUGGGUGCAGGUGGAUCGUCCCCAAGUCAUAUAAGGGAUCCCCAAGACACUGCAUACGCUUGUACUGUGAUGACCUAGACCGCAUGAGUUAGAGCCAGUUUGAUUUCACUCCCUACGCGUUCGAGACACUCCCACCACCUAUCAUCCUUCAUGACGCUCCGCUUUGGUCGGCUAGGGUCAUGCUCAUAUUUUGCAAUAGUUACAUAUAAGGCAAGAUACUCCAAUGCUCCUUUGGCGGGUACUAAUAAUCACGGCAAUCGUUCCAGCAUAGUAACCGGUGCCUUGGCGUUGUGGGCGGACAUACAACAUAAUAUAUAUUUUCUUGAUUAUGAUCGACAUAUGUCCCUCGAAGCAACUAAUAGGUACCGAAAAUGGUACAAGAAGCAUGGUAUGACACGUGUCCAGAACCCUUCUCACAAUGUGCCCACGACAGGUUACACCCCAACAUCACACGAUUGAGGUAUUAUGAAGCAAGGAUUUUACGAGGUGUAUCAGCUCUUAGCCGACCACGCGAGUUAUGAGGACUGUAAAAAACGCCUACGGGGGAUGGCCCUGGACGUAGGUGAUGAAGAGAUGCUCCGCCGAGGCAUAUUCCAUUAUGAAGAUGAAGAUGAAGGUGGAAGUGACGAAGAGGAUGAUGUAGAUGAACAUGAAGCUGGGGGUGAGCACUCACAAUCGCCCCCUCAAUUCUCAACACAGGGUUUCUCAUUUGAUCAACCACUGCCGUAUUAUGAUUCUUAUCAGUACCCCACACAAGCGGGUGAUUAUGUUGAUUCAUUUCUGGAUUCGUCGUUUUACUAUGGAGACACAGUGGGGCCUUGGAACACUGGCGGUGGGGGCGGAGCAGGGCCGAGCACGC
Cuscuta europaea is the source of this 1606-nucleotide messenger RNA. The record is from the annotation of a GenBank genome assembly. Lineage: Eukaryota; Viridiplantae; Streptophyta; Magnoliopsida; Solanales; Convolvulaceae.